This is a messenger RNA of Opisthorchis viverrini, 1413 nucleotides long. RefSeq lists its product as hypothetical. The coding region runs from base 1 to 1413 and encodes 470 amino acids. The transcript is spliced from 2 exons. NCBI's taxonomy places the organism in Eukaryota, Metazoa, Platyhelminthes, Trematoda, Opisthorchiida, Opisthorchiidae. The record is from RefSeq and is a predicted model, not a curated record.
AUGGAUGCAUCAGGAAAUUGUGUUGCUCACGCAAAUCCUCCUACACUCGAUAUCUCUUUGGAUGCGCCAUGGUACACUGACACGGGGAAAAAUCGUUCACGCGGCUAUUCGAGACCAGAGGAACAAAAGCAUGCCUUGGUACCAACUUCUGUUUUGGAACAGUCGUUAGAAAAAGUAGACUUUACAGGUGGUGCUUUUUAUCAGUUAUCACCGGAGACAAAUUUACUUUCCGUUCCCACGAGUACUGCUUCAUACAACACAAAAUUCGAGGCGGUAACCCCGACGCUCCAAGUUAAUUACUCUGGUGAGAGGACCCAGGAUAACCAACUGUAUGCUCAUAGUAUAACCGGGGCAGUUCCACCCGGUCGCACCCCGACUGGAACAAGCAACCCCACAAAAUCUGAGGAAUCACCAGUACACUUGAACUCCACCCAAAUUCCAACGUCAUUCCCAUCAAUAUCUCCAACCAUGGAUUUGUCUGCCACACAGCCAAGUUCUUUAGAUUUGUCCUCAAAUGCUCGUCCUCCCACCCCAGGAAUUCUUCAACAUUCUGUGACUGGAAAGAUCUCAGCAGAAAAUGGGAACAUUCAAAGAGGUUCUUAUUCCUUUAACCAGUUGAUUCAUCCCGCAUCACCGUCUGCUUUAUUACGAUCAGAAUACAAAUUGGACCCCGUAAAGUUGAAGGUCAGUGAAUCUAACUUACCAGCUUCCCCCAAAUCAUUCAUCGGUGCCCACGCACCCAAGAAGCCACAGGAUGAUCCAGAAGCCAAAUAUCCAACAAUGGUCCACUCUGCCGAACCCUACCCAGCCCUAAUUAACGUUGGUAUCCAUGAUCCUGUUUUACCUUACCUUACUUCCACAUGCGGCAUUCCGGCCCAUCUAUCAUGCCCUCAAUCGAAUUCACCUCCUCCCGCACAUACAUCGCAAACUACACAUUUAAACGGUCUAUUGAACGAUGCUUCCUCGGGAUGCCCAGGGUUUAUGGGUCUUUCAAGAUACACGACCAGUUCAGUUUAUGCCGAGGGAGAGAAAUCAGACACCAAUCCUUUUCAAUUCAUGUUCAACCAGACCCCUGAAACAAACAGACCAACAUCCGAUCUUGACGGAGAUCCAUUAGCAAUGACUUUGCCCAUGAUAUCACUGAGUCAACAGACACAAUACUCUGGCGGUCCAAACGACUCUCACUUCCCGCUGCGUUUGUCAAACUUCCCGUUGUUCGGGGGUACCAACCCCAGGAAUGCACCACCAUCCAAUCUGGGUCCACAAAUCUUGCAUCCGAAUAAUUUAGUGUAUCCGUUCCCUUCGAGCACAGGUUUGUGCGAUGAGUAUGGGACAGAUGGGGAACAUACUGGAGCCUCUCGUGAUCAGCUUUUGGAUAUCCUAACAGAUCGCCGUUAUCUCACUUCUCUGUGA